Messenger RNA from Sorex fumeus (smoky shrew), 3594 nucleotides. RefSeq names its product integrin subunit alpha 3 (gene ITGA3). Gene Ontology annotation, molecular function: integrin binding. The record is from RefSeq and is a predicted model, not a curated record. The transcript is spliced from 25 exons. Gene Ontology annotation, cellular component: external side of plasma membrane; integrin complex. Lineage: Eukaryota; Metazoa; Chordata; Mammalia; Eulipotyphla; Soricidae. Gene Ontology annotation, biological process: cell adhesion mediated by integrin; integrin-mediated signaling pathway; cell-matrix adhesion. The coding region runs from base 1 to 3189 and encodes 1062 amino acids.
AUGGGCCCGGGUCCCCUCCGGGCCGCCCGCGCCCCGCGCGCCCUGCUCUGCGCCCUCGUCGUGCUGAUGGUGGACACCUCCGCCUUCAACCUGGACACCCGGUUCCUGGUGGUGAAGGAGGCCGGGAACCCCGGCAGCCUCUUUGGCUACUCGGUCGCCCUCCACCGGCAGACGGAGCGGCAGCAGCGCUACCUGCUCCUAGCCGGCGCCCCCCGGGACCUGGCUGUGCCCGAUGGCUACACCAACCGUACCGGAGCUGUGUACUUGUGCCCUCUCACGGCACAAAAGGACGACUGUGAGCGAAUGGACAUCACAGAGAAAAGUGACCCAAGUCACCACAUUAUUGAAGACAUGUGGCUGGGAGUGACCGUGGCCAGCCAGGGUCCUGCAGGCAGAGUCCUGGUCUGUGCCCACCGCUACACCAAGGUGCUGUGGUCAGGGGAGGAGGACCAGCGGCGCAUGGUGGGCAAGUGCUACGUGCGGGGCAAUGACCUGCAGCUGGACUCCCACGACGAGUGGCAGACCUACCACAACGAGAUGUGCGACAGCAACAACAACUACCUGCAGACGGGCAUGUGCCAGCUGGGAGUCAGCGGUGGCUUCACCCACAACACCGUGUACUUCGGCGCCCCCGGGGCCUACAACUGGAAAGGAAACAGCUACAUGAUUCAGCGGAAGGACUGGGAUUAUUUUGAAUAUAGUUACAAGGACCCGGAGAAAGAAGGAAACCGCUAUAUCGGGUACUCCACACAGGUGGGCAGCGCCAUCCUGCACCCCAAGGACAUCACUAUCGUGACAGGUGCCCCGCGGCACCGCCACGUGGGCGCUGUCCUCUUGCUGAGCCAGGAGGCGGGCGGAGACCUGCAGAGGAGGCAGAUCCUGGAGGGCACGCAGGUGGGCGCCUAUUUUGGCAGCGCCCUUGCCCUGGCUGACCUGAACAAUGAUGGAUGGCAAGACCUUCUGGUGGGUGCCCCCUACUACUUCGAGAGGAAGGAGGAAGUGGGGGGUGCCGUCUAUGUCUUCAUGAACCAGGCGGGCACAUCCUUCCCCGCCCAGCCCUCCCUCCUCCUCCACGGUCCCAGUCGCUCCGCCUUCGGUUUCUCCGUGGCCAGCAUUGGUGACAUCAACCAGGACGGGUUUCAAGACAUUGCAGUGGGAGCCCCUUUCGAGGGUUUGGGCAAAGUGUACAUCUACCACGGCAGCUCCAGGGGGCUCCUUAAACAGCCCCAGCAGAUCAUCCAGGCUGAGCAGCUGGGACUACCCAACUUGGCCACCUUUGGCUACUCCCUGAGUGGGCAGAUGGACGUGGAUGACAAUUUCUACCCUGAUCUGCUGGUGGGGAGCCUGUCGGACCGCAUUGUGCUGCUGCGGGCGCGGCCUGUCAUUAACAUCCUGCACAGGACCUUGGUGGCCACGCCAUCCGUGCUGGACCCUACAUACUGCACAGAUACCACCUGCUUACAGGUGGAGCUGUGCUUCGCUUACAACCAGAGUGCUGGGAAUCCCAACUACAGGCGAAACAUCACCCUGGCCUACACGGUGGAGGCUGACCGGGAGCGCCGGCCACCCCGGCUUCGCUUUGCGGGCACCCAGUCUGCUGUUUUGCAUGGUUUCUUCUCUAUGCCCGAGACACGGUGCCAGAACCUGGAUCUGCUGCUGAUGGACAACGUCCGUGACAAGCUCCGCCCCAUCGUCAUCUCCAUGAACUACUCUCUGCCUUUGCGAAUGCCCGAGCGCCCCAAGCUGGGGCUGCGGUCCUUGGACGCCUACCCGGUCCUCAACCAGGCGCAGGCUCUGGAGAACCACAUCGAGGUCCAGUUCCAGAAGGAAUGCGGGCCCGAUAACAGGUGUGACAGCAACUUGCAGAUGCAGGCAGCCUUCAUGUCGGAACAGGGCCAGCAGCUGAGCAGGCUCCAGUACAGUGGAGAGGUUCGGAAACUGCUCUUAAGCGUCAACGUGACCAACACGCCGAGCCCCGAACGGGCUGGGGAAGAUGCCCACGAGGCGCUGCUCACUCUGGAGUUGCCUUCCGCCCUGCUGCUGUCCUCAGUGCGCCCCUCUGGAACCUGCCAGGCCAAUGGGACCUUGCUUUGUGACCUGGGGAACCCCUUCAAACGGAACCAGAGGAUGGAGCUGUCCAUCAUCUUUGAAGUCAAUGGCGUGACUCUGCAGACCAGGGACCUGCAGGUGCAGCUGCAACUCUCCACGUCAAGUCGCCAGGAUGACCUGCAGCCCGUCACCCUGACUCUGCUGGUGGACUAUACACUCCAGGCCUCUCUCAGCAUGGAGCGGCACCGGCUGCAAAGUUACUUUGGGGGAACGGUGAUGGGCGAGUCUGGCAUGAAAACCGUGGAGGACGUGGGAAGCCCCCUCAAGUACGAGUUCCGGGUGGGCCCGAUGGCAGAAGGGCUGGCCACCCUGGGGACCUUGGUCCUAGGGCUGGAGUGGCCCUAUGAAGUUUCCAAUGGCAAGUGGCUGCUGUACCCCACGGAGAUCAGAGUCCAGGGCAACAAGACCUCACUCUGCGAGCCCCCUGGAGGCCUCAUCAACCCCCUGAACCUCUCUAUCCCUGCCCCCGGGGACAGGCCACCAUCUCCACAGCGCAGGCGGCGAGAGCUGGACCCAGAGGUGGACCCAGCAUUCACACCUGUCACUCUGGCUGCAGUGAAGAAAGCCAAGUCCGGAACCACACUGACAUGUGGCAGUGACAGCGCCCGUUGCGUGUGGCUAGAGUGUCCCAUUCUUGACACCUGGCUGGUCACCAGCGUGACUGUGAAGGCACGUGUGUGGAACAGCACCUUCAUCGAGGAUUACAGAGGCUUUGACAGAGUUACUGUUGCCAGCACAGCCACGCUCUUCCUGCGCACCAGUACCCGCACCAUCACCAUGGAGAACAAGACGGUGGCGUUCUCCGUGGACAUUGACUCCGAGCUGCAUGAGGAGCUGCCCCCGGAAAUCGAGCUCUGGGUGGUGCUUCUGGCCAUCAGCGUCGGGCUGGUGGUGCUCGGGCUGAUCAUCAUCUUGCUAUGGAAGUGCAACUUCUUUAAGCGGACUCUGUACUACCAGAUCAUGCCCAAGUACCACGCGGUGCGGAUCCGUGAGGAGGAGCGCUACCCGCCUCCGGGAGGCACCCUGCCCUCCAAGAAGCACUGGGUGACCAGCUGGCAGGGCUGGGACCCGUACUACUGAUGUCCUCCUCGGUCCCGUCCCUGCCUCCACCCCCCCCCCAUGACCCUUUCUUCUAUUUAUCGUAAACGAUGCCCACGACGGUGCACGAGAUGCCACUGCCUGUGGCUGGUGCUGCCUGGCCACGGGCUUCUUCCCCCGGACCUCACAGUGCUGGGGACACCGUGCCCUGGACACGGGGACCCCGCUGCUCGUGGACUAUGCUUGUGUGGACAGUACAGAGGCAUGUCCUGCAGCCUCUGCCUGUGCCUGAGUCAAGCCCAAGGACCUCCCCCGGAGCCAGGAGGAAAAGGCCCCAACACUCGGUGACCCUCCCUUGUUCACACUGGACCCUCGAGCCACAGUCACUGGACUGACUCUGCCCUCGAGAUGCAAACUACUGACAGGGACAUGCGCUUCCCCACCCCC